Messenger RNA from Pieris napi, 4219 nucleotides. RefSeq names its product monocarboxylate transporter 3. Lineage: Eukaryota; Metazoa; Arthropoda; Insecta; Lepidoptera; Pieridae. The record is from RefSeq and is a predicted model, not a curated record. Gene Ontology annotation, biological process: transmembrane transport; monocarboxylic acid transport. The transcript has 14 exons. Gene Ontology annotation, molecular function: monocarboxylic acid transmembrane transporter activity. The coding region runs from base 376 to 2679 and encodes 767 amino acids.
AUUCCAGUUCAUUAUUUUGGUGAGCUCGCGUUCAGCUGUCAAAGUACUUAACAAGUGUGUGACUACUAGUCUAGAGUAUUUUAAAAAUAUUAUGUGCAGUGAAUUAUUGUGAAACGAUCGUAUAGUACAUUUUCAUGAGAAAUUAAACAACAAUAUCGAUUUUAUUAUUGUUGCUUAGACUAAACUAACUAACAAUGGGGGUUUUACCGUGCAAUAAAUAUUUGUGAUACGUCAAAACAAAAAUCAAAAUAAAUACUAAAUUGCCUAACUGUGACUGUUACAAGACAUUUUUAUAAAUAAAUCACUGAUUUAAUCGAUCUAAAUAGUUUAAUAGACUCGACGUGGACGUUAGAGCUUAGUAGAAUAUACUUCAAAAUGUCUAAAGUGUCUUUAAGCAAUAUUCCAUCAAAUCCAAGAAUAAAUCGCCUGCGUACAUUUUCUAGGACCGAAAGUGAAACAUCAUGCGAGGAAGCAGCAAGAUUGACAGCAGAUGGAGCUGAUGAUGAUGACGAGGCUUAUGACUACCGAGAACUCCCACCACCGCCGGACGGUGGAUAUGGAUGGGUCGUGGUGUUCGCCUCGUUCAUGUGCAAUCUGGUGGUGGACGGCAUCGCCUACACAUUUGGGAUAUUCCUCUCAGAACUUGUCACAUUCUACGGCGAGGGUAAAGGGACGGUGGCUUGGGUUGGAAGUCUUUUGUCUGGAGUAUAUUUAGCAGCUGGUCCUGUUGUAUCAGCACUAUGUAAUAAAUAUGGAUGCAGAGCUGUCUGCGUGGCUGGUUCCUUCGUAGCAACGAUAGCAUUUGUCCUCUCCACCUUCAGUCAGAGUGUCACCAUGAUGAUGCUCACCUAUGGUGUUUUGGGAGGUAUCGGAUUUGGUAUGAUCUACCUACCCUCGGUGGUGGCAGUGGGCUACUACUUCGAGUCACGACGUUCCCUGGCCACUGGCAUCGCAGUGUGUGGUUCAGGAGUCGGCACAUUCAGUUUUGCACCUUUAGCCACCAUACUUCUUCAAGAGUUCGGAUCAUGGCAGAGCGCGAACCUUCUGCUGGCGGGGUUAAUCCUGAAUUGCGCGAUAUUCGGAGCCCUGAUGAGGCCACUUGUGUAUCCAAAGACUUCGGGUGAGAAGCCACUCCUCCAGCGGAUGGCCGAAGAGAAGAGGAUGCAGAUGGAGCGAGGGUCCAUCGGGGGAUCCUACUUCGUGGUGCAAUUGCCUGAUGGGACUAUGGAGAAGCGGAUGAAGGCCCCGCUAAACAUAGACCCGGGCGUCCACUCGUCGCUGAACCUGGAAGCGCUUGCCCGAGUGCCCACUCUGCCCAACAUGCCCAACGUGCCGACUGUGCCUACUUUGCCCACCAUCACCGAAGCUCGAGUGCCUGACGAGGUCAAGGAGAAGAAGGGUGAGAACGGGGCAACCCCGAACUCACAAGCCAUAUCUCGGAACGUGUCGUCCCCGGCCUUCAGUGCGCAGGCGCCAGGUCUGCCCAAGAACGGGUCCGUGCCGUUCUUCGACCGGCAACGGAAACAUAGCACCGGUGAUAGGUCAGACAAUGAUAGAUUUAAACCGUCAUUAGCUGCAAUCAAAGCAACGUCCAAAACGUCCAUUGCGAGUCAUCUAAAGGCUGAUGACUCGGAAGGCGUAUACAACUCGAAGUUGUCGGUGGCCGCUCCCAAAGAGCCCUCGAGAAUGGUCCGGCCCAUGUCCAGGAAGGACAUCUUCUAUUCCGGAUCAGUUCUCAACCUGCCUCAGUACCAGAGCCAGAAGUCUCUCCAAGGGUACAGGAACUCUGUGCUCAGUCUGCCCCAGAGCAGGCAGACCGGGGACUUGGAGAGACAGGAACAAUACGACCUGUGUCCCUGCCUGGGCCUGCCCGCGUCCUUCAAGUCGGCCCUGUCCUCGAUGCUGGACGUGAGCCUGCUGCGGGACCCUGCCUUCAUGAUGAUCGGCGUCUCCAACGUGUUCGGCAUGGCCGGCCUCUACGUGCCCUUCGUGUACAUCGUGGACGCUGCCGUUAUGAAUAAAGUGGACGAGUCGAAGGCGUCCUUCCUCCUUUCCAUAAUCGGGAUAACGAACACGUUCGGGCGGAUCAUGUGCGGCUGGGUGGCCGACUUCCCCUGGAUGGACUCGCUCCUCCUCAACAACAUCUGCCUGGUCAUCGCCACGAUAUCCGUAGCGGUAAUCCCCUUCUGUACGACGUACGCGGCCUAUGUGGCGGUGGCCAUCGCCUUCGGACUCGCUAUUUCCGGCUACAUCUCCCUCACCUCGAUAAUCCUGGUGGACCUGCUGGGCCUGGACAAGCUGACGAAUGCCUUCGGCCUGCUGAUCCUGUUCCGAGGAGCGGCGGCCAUCGUCGGCUCUCCUCUGGCCGGAGCCGUGUACGACGCGACCAAGAACUACGACGCCUCCUUCUACAUGGCGGCCGUUUUCUUUUUGGCCUCCACGAUCACUUCCUUCGCCGCCCCCAUGUUUAGGAGGAAACAAGAGGAGGCGGCCCAGCCCCUGGACGUUCUGACUCCCAUCGACGAGGACAUGGAGGAGGACGAGGACCCCGACGACACGCCCAUCACCAUGGGGGCCCUUCACCGACCCACCAUCACGCGCACCGCGGCCUCUCCCUCCGAACCGCCGACUCCCGAAAAGAAUCCCCCUCGGGGGGAGCAGAGGGAGAGCGUGCUCUAACCGAACGCCCGUCCGUAUACGGAACGACGCGUGUACGUUAAGCGUAUACUAUUAAAAGGGUAAUUGCGACUUUGCUCACGUCCAUAUUUUCCAUUUUUACGGAUACGACCCAAAAAUCAAUUCGAAAAAUACUCAGAUAAUCAAAUUAUGAAAACAAAUAUAAAAAAAUGUUUAACUAGAGUCACAGAUUAUAGCAAUAAGUUAGGAAUUGAUUUUAUAACGUGUUUUAGAUAGCAACACUAUGAUGAAGUUUGCCAGUUUGAAAAAUUUAACAGCGAUCUCAGUACUGUUUCAUUUAUUUAUUUCUACCGUUAUGGUAUUUUUUAUUCAUUAAAUAAAAUAAUUUACGUUUUGUAUUUUAAAACUAUCAAAAUUGAUAUAUAAAAAACUUCGAAAGAAAUUUAUAUAUAAAAUGUUUGAAUUUAUAUUUUGACAAAUUUUAAAUAAUUUUACUUUGAAUACGUCGAUUCUGAGGUACUAAAUAAGGUCUAGUGAAGUUAUUUUUCAAAGCUAGGUAUACAUAUAUACAUAUAUCUUAAUAAUUUCUCUACAUUGGUUGAUGAAUUUAAUAAUAUUGUCUUUAAAAUAAUUCUUAUCUCUGUCAACAUACCCGAGCUCUGGAUCGUGUAUUCGAUUUUUCGAAAAAAUUGCUUCGUUCCAAAACACGUAACAGUAGACCAUACUGACGUAUCCGUUUUACGUUAUCGACACAUUAACGUAUACGUUUUCUUACGAAACUUUGUUAAUAACUUAAAUCUCUUAAUUUCUGUAUGAAUUUUACGAGAAAGAGCUCGACAGUGCCAUAGCUAUUUGAAAUUGCAUUAGAUUAUAAAUUCACCAUAAAACGGUACUUACAAUAAGUACUUAGACAAAUGUAAAUACAAUGUACAUACACGUUUGAACAUAGAAGUAGCUAGGUCUGUAUUCCAGAACUUAAUUCAUUAUUCAGUUACAUCUGUCAGAUGUUCUUUGGCCACGAAGUGCGAACUGUCAAUGGAUGUCAUCUGUCAAUCCUUAUCAAGCAGUUAAAAUAAUAGUAAUAAUAAAGCUAUUAUUAUUAUUUUAACUCCUUACCAUUAAAAAUGAUUUCCAUUACUUCGUGUUCUGCAGUAUGGAUUUGGGUAAAGGCCUUUCCAUUUGGAUCUGUUGCUUCCUCCAUUUUUCCCCAGAAACCUCAACUGCGCCGUAAGCCCAUAGCUUUUGUGGUCUUUCCAAGUCUCUUUUUCCUGGAGGGCCUCCAGUUGAUGGCUUCGGCGGGUCAUCAUCAAUCUCCUGUUUUAGGUAUUUCGUUAUUUGACUUAUUGAAGCGAUUAAAAAAUGGGGGUGGCUGGCGGUCACCUUCGUGUGUUGUACGUGAAUACUCGUACGUUUAUGCACGAGUAUAUCUAUGAUUAAAACUUGAACGUCAGCUUCUUCAAAUCAAAGUAUAUAUUGCAAACCCCGUUACCAUAGAAAAUAACCUCAAAAUGGCGGCGAUGCGUCACACUUCUCGCUUGCAAUGAAUUCUUUGAUCCUUCAGCUAUCCAGUUGUAUAAUUUUU